This is a messenger RNA of Mobula hypostoma (lesser devil ray), 457 nucleotides long. RefSeq names its product ribosomal protein L37 (gene rpl37). NCBI's taxonomy places the organism in Eukaryota, Metazoa, Chordata, Chondrichthyes, Myliobatiformes, Myliobatidae. Gene Ontology annotation, molecular function: structural constituent of ribosome; RNA binding. The coding region runs from base 115 to 408 and encodes 97 amino acids. The transcript is spliced from 4 exons. Gene Ontology annotation, biological process: translation. The record is from RefSeq and is a predicted model, not a curated record. Gene Ontology annotation, cellular component: ribosome; cytosolic large ribosomal subunit.
GUUCCGCAGCGACAGAUUUGAAACCAGGAUCAGCGGCGCUAAGAAUCACUUCCGGUAUCAGGGUAUAAGAAGGCCUUGUCAAGAGACUUCCGGUCUUUCGGGCGCGCAGGCAAAAUGACGAAGGGAACAUCGUCAUUUGGUAAGAGGCGGAACAAGACUCACACUCUUUGCCGACGGUGUGGGGCAAAAGCAUUUCACCUACAGAAAUCUACCUGUGGUAAAUGUGCCUAUCCUGCCAAGAGAAAGAGGAAGUAUAACUGGAGUGUGAAAGCCAAAAGGAGAAACACAACUGGCACAGGUCGCAUGAGGCACCUGAAGGUGGUGUUUCGGAGAUUCCGGAAUGGAUUCCGUGAAGGCACCACUCCAAAGCCCAGGCGAGCUGCAAUGGCUUCUUCCAGCACUGCAUAAACUGUUGGUGUAUCAAUAAUAACAAAUAAAGCUAUGCUUUGUGAAGUUA